UUUUUUUCUUCAACUAGAUGGCGACACUUUAAGAGAAUUUAAAACAUGACAAAGAAUGGAAAUUAAUUAAUUUCUGUUAAUUGUUAAGUAAUUGGAUCAUUUUUCUUUAUCAUUUAUUAAUUGUUAUCUUUUUAAGUUUGUGAAUUAUUCAGGAUCAGGAUUCUAUAUAAUUUUUAUUUUUAGAAACAAUUAAGAGAUGCCUAUGACGGAGAAGGAUAUUGCUGAUCAAAUUAAAGUGUUGACAUCUCAGCUUGGACUGAUUAAAGAUCAAUGUAAAUUAUUGGAAGAUGAAUUGAAACGACUUGAAAUGGAAAGAGAGCAAAUCAAAAUGAAAGAGUUAAAGGAAGAAGAGGAAAAAGAGGUUAAAGAACAUCAAUGUCAAUGUCAAUGUCAACAAUUAGCAGUUGAUGAUUGGAGAAUAAUUCAUUUAAAAGAAAAUCCAGUUGACAAUAGGAUCAAUCGAGACUGGGAACAUUAUCGAUUUCUCAAAGCAGAGAAUAAAAAACUCGCCGCCCGAUUGGAAAUAAUUGAAGCUGGUCAGGUUGCCGACAUCACUCGAAUGGUCAAUGAAGAGAUUAAUUAUAGUUCGGAGAUUGAACGUCUCAAAAUAGCCUUACAAAUAUCCGAAUCAAAGAGAGGAAAAUACAUUGAGGAGUGUAAAAAGCAAAUCAAAGAAUUGAAAGAAGCAUUUCUAAGUCUAACUGGAUGCCGAAUCGAAUUCACUUCCAAUGGUUACAAGGUGUCGUUCCUUUACGCUGAGAAUCAAGCAUCGGAUUUAUUAUUGUUCAAAAUGGAAAACAAAGAGCUCGAACUAUUGGAGAAUGAUUUUUCGAAAAGCCUGAAAACUUUUGUCCAUCGUUAUCUUGUCCAGCACGAUAGUUACCCGGCAUUUAUUGCCGCAAUAACAUUACACUUAUUCAAGAAAUCAUUUAAUGUUGAAUAAGUUGUUUUAUAUUUUUUAUCGAGUUAAUCAAUUCUGCCUAAAGUUAAUUUUUUCAAUUUCA
This is a messenger RNA of Panonychus citri (citrus red mite), 1004 nucleotides long. RefSeq lists its product as uncharacterized. Gene Ontology annotation, cellular component: nuclear envelope; mitotic spindle; kinetochore. Lineage: Eukaryota; Metazoa; Arthropoda; Arachnida; Trombidiformes; Tetranychidae. The record is from RefSeq and is a predicted model, not a curated record. Gene Ontology annotation, biological process: attachment of mitotic spindle microtubules to kinetochore; mitotic spindle assembly checkpoint signaling. The transcript has 2 exons. The coding region runs from base 197 to 943 and encodes 248 amino acids.